AUGGAUGAAGAUGAGCUGCUGUCGACGUUCAAUCAUCUCCAGGACUAUAACAGGUAUUUAAGUACAGUACUAGAUGAAGGCGUUGUCGAUCUACGCGCCAAAGAUUCCGCUGUCUAUCAAAUUGGUUUGAUUCUAGAAAUAUACCAGGAACAAAGCUAUCUGCUCGAUCCUUACUUAGAUCGGAUGCUUUCUCCCGCUAUCAGCGCACUAUCGAUAUCGUUAUCUCAUCAGCACAGCGAUAGCGCAAAGAAUACGCUGUCGAGACUUAUAUACACAUUUUGCAAAACUAGAGGUUACAAGGUUAUUAGCAGGUUCUUCCCUCAUUCCAUACCAGACUUGGUUUUGGUUAUCAACGCUUCACGAUCCUUUACUCAAACUGUGACUUGGGAAUUUAGAUACGUUGUGCUUUUGUGGCUUUCUAUUGCUAUCAAAAUACCUUUUGAUCUUGGCAAGAUACUUCCAGGCGAGGAUGUCGCUGCUCAGUUGCAAGGGUUGUGCACAGAGUACUUCUUCUACCCAGGAAAGGAGCGUGAGGGAGCUGUUCUCGUACUUAGCAGGGCAUUCAUGAGACAGGACAUGAAACCUUACCUCUCCGGUUUCGUUGGUUGGUGCUCAGAUCAACUCAGCUCACACGAAAAGAAUGCUUUUAUCGCACCUUCAAUCCUCCAAUUCUUUUGCGAGAUCCUCAAAGUCAGUCAAGGCGCUACAGUGGCGGAGCUCCAGUCACCAAUAGAAGUAGCUUUAUCGCGCACAGUCGAUAAAAGUAGCUUAAACCCUCUCCUACGCAAGUACCACGUCAAGUUAACAGCAAGAGUUUCCAACAAGCUCAGCACAAAUAUCGACAGAGUCGAAGAUACUAUUGGACAGCUUCUAGACUAUCUCAGUGAUAGUGAUACAAUAGUACGCUGGUCAGCAGCCAAACAUCUCUCGCGGCUAGCUGGCAAGCUUGAUGAGGGAGGCAGGCGCGAUAUUCUCGAAGCAAUUCUGUCUCUAUACGCGUAUGGGACUGAUGUGGAGGAUGCGACAACCGAGGCUUUUGCUACAUGUGAUUAUGCGCAGGUAUCCGAGAACACGUGGCAUGGAACCACGCUUGCACUAGCUGAAUGCGUUCGAAAUGGCAUCGUACCGCCGUACUUCAUUCCUAAUCUGAUUCCAGCUGCUGUCGCAAGUCUGCAUUUUGAUUUAAAGAAAGGUGCGGCGUCGGUAGGUAGCAAUUCGCGCGAUGCUGCUGCAUACCUUUUCUGGGCAAUGGCGCGAAGCGUAGCACCACAACAUCUGGCCAGUAUCAUUGACACGGUUAGUGUUAAUCUCAUUCAGAAAGCUUUGUUCGAUCGUGAGGUUCAUAUACGCAGAGCUGCUAGUGCGGCAUUUCAAGAAUUAGUCGGCAGGACAAACCUCGUAAAAUAUGGUAUCGAUGUUUUGCGCGCUGUCGAUUUCUUCGUUGUUGGCGUGCGCCGUACCGCUUUCCUUGAUGCUGCCGUAGAAGUAUGCGAGUAUGACUUUUAUCGCAAUUCAAUCAUACCAUUCGUCGCCAGUAAUGUGCUUACACAUUGGGAUUUUGACAUGCGCAAGCUCUCAUCCAAAUUUAUGGGCAGGGUGUGUGAGAAACACGUUUAUCUCGUUGACGAAGUAGUGAAUAAGCUUACACCGCGCAUAUCUACCAACGAUCCAAUCCUAUUGCAUGGAAGUCUUGCCACACUCUACCAACUUGCUUCUGCUCUACCUUGCGCAAAUGAGCUCCAUGAUCGGGUUUUCGGCCAACUCAAGCAAGUACAGCUUUGGGCAUUGCAAACACCCCGAUUUAGUCCAGUGUUAGAGGUGUGCAAUAAUGUAAUAGGAGCAGUUUCGAAUACCACCAAUGCUCCCAAACACCAAGACAUAGCUCUGAAAAUUAUUAGCGCAGGUAUGACGCAUAAGUCUGAAGUAGUAAGAUUCGCAUCCUCAAAUGCGCUCGGAAAACUAAGCAAGAAUUGCGACUGUGAUAGAGUAAUAGUCAAAAUGAUAAGCGACUUUGACACCGCUGAAGAGGCACAUCAGCAAUCAAUACCUCUGGCAUUAGGCCAUAUUCAUUACUCGAAUGUUGGAGUGCGCACGGAAGCUCUCGAAUGCUUACUGCGUAUCUGUAAAGCUAAGGUUGUUGUGGAAUGUCGGGUGAACGCUUACGAGUCUUUGUCAAAAGUCUUCUCAUCGCUCGACGAUGAUGCACAGAAGGAAACUGUCUUACAUAAUUUUUACAAUGGGCUGUGGGAUUAUGCAAUUGAUCAAAGAGGAGACGUGGGUGCGUGGGUGCGUCAAUCGUGCGCAAAAGGGCUAGGAAUGUGCAUUGGAGCGCAUUACUCGUCUAGAUUUGUAGAGAUGGUAAUCAGUCGACUGGUAGGCGUUAGUCUCGAUAACAUCUACACAAGCAGAUGGAUUGCGCUUGAUGAGCUGGAGAAGAUAUUACCAUUCACCACUCAGUCACUGGCAACACCACUUGAGCACUUUAUCGAGGACACUAAGCAAAUGACUGAGGAUGUGUACUCGUCCAACAAAAUAUACGAAAACGUGGUACCUCUUUACGAGAAAUGCGAGCCAGUAAGAGAUGGAAUAUUGAUGGGACUAGCUUUGGCAAUUAUCAGCAAGAAUGAAGUAUCGGUUUAUAACUCUCGUAAAGCUGUUCUGCGUAUAUCUGAGGAGCUGCUGGAUGAUGUAAUGGUACGGUGUCAGAAGCUGGCAGGAACGAAUACCAAGACUAGCUUCUUUACUGGAUUGGCCAACAUACUUUUUAACGUUGCGGAUGAGAGCGCAUUUGAAAAAGAGGAUCAUUUUAAGCAGCUCGUCACGUUCAACGAGAAAUACUGCCAGAAAUCAAAAGUAAUCUCUCGGAUCACGGUUGUACCUUUUACAUCCGUUACCGCGUAUACGUGCGACAACGGCAGAAGAGGUCUACAUCCAGGCGCAGACUUAUGCAACCUCCUCGGAUAA
Wallemia ichthyophaga EXF-994 is the source of this 2964-nucleotide messenger RNA. RefSeq names its product Tubulin-specific chaperone D. Gene Ontology annotation, biological process: tubulin complex assembly; microtubule cytoskeleton organization; post-chaperonin tubulin folding pathway. Gene Ontology annotation, molecular function: beta-tubulin binding; GTPase activator activity. The record is from RefSeq and is a predicted model, not a curated record. The transcript has 9 exons. Bases 1 to 2964 code for a protein of 987 amino acids. Lineage: Eukaryota; Fungi; Basidiomycota; Wallemiomycetes; Wallemiales; Wallemiaceae.